This is a messenger RNA of Prorocentrum cordatum, 1539 nucleotides long. NCBI's taxonomy places the organism in Eukaryota, Dinophyceae, Prorocentrales, Prorocentraceae. The record is from the annotation of a GenBank genome assembly.
AUGCAACCGGUGGUCUGGUCGAACGGGGGCAAAGGGGCCAGGGGCUGGCCUCAGCUCCCGGCGUCGGCUCCGAUCGACGGGAGCAAGUGGACGUGCAGCGGCUGUGGCACGGGCGGGAACUGGGCUGUGUGUACCUCGUGUCGCGCCUGUGGCAAGGCGAGGCCGAAGGCCGAGGGCGGACAAGGCGGACUGGGCGGGCAGUCAGCGGACGCCAAGCUCCACUCGCUCACGGCGAAGCUCAAGACGUUCGAGGCCGAGAACAAGUCACUAACGGCCAAGGUCGAGCAGCUGCUGCGCAAGAAGAAGCAGCUGGAGACGGAGCUCGACUGCUCGGAGGGCGCCAUGGCAGCGGCCCUUGCCGAGAUCGAAUCGAAGCUCGAGGCUGCCAGAGCCGCCCGUGACAAGGCGAAGCCCACGUCGGCCCAGCUGCGGGAGGCCAACUCCGAGGCCGAGAAGGCAGCCAAGGCGGUGGUGGCGGCGGACGAGCUGGCGCGCAAGUGCCAGGAGGCUCUGCAGGAGGCCUCGGCGGGCAAGCAGGAGGCGCUCCAGGCCGACGCUGCUGCGCGGGCUCACGCCAUCGAGGUGCGGGCUCGCACCGCCACCGACGCCAAGGAGGCGGAGCCGCGGGCAGCAGCCAACGAUGUGGACGUCCUCAAGGUGCAGGCCGAGCAGCUCCGUCGCCAGCUCGGCGCAUCGGAGUUCGACCUCCCGGCGUGCUUCACGAAGCUGGCGGCUCGGCUGGAGGAGGCGGAGCGCAAGCCGCCAGACGCCACUGAGCAGCCUGAUAAGUACAAGCGCUACUUGGAGCUCCAGCAGCAGGCCUUCGCCAACUUGUGCCACGAGCUGGGCUUCGGCGUCUCGCCUUGGCGCGUGGCCGUCGUGGCCGUCGUCCAGGGGCUGCAGGAAGUGGACCUGGUCCCAUCCCGGGUAGGAACGCAGCUGCGGCCCCCUGGCGGCCGAGCGAUGGAGCACUGGACGGGGUUCGCCGCGGUGCUGCAGGACCCGCGACGGCGGCCCAUGCUCCGGCGAUCGGCCAGAGCGCGGGGCAACAACAAGUGCGGCGACCUCGAAAUCUGGACCUUCAACGGCUCAGGCUGGGGCACUCCCCGCACGCGUCUGCCGGAGGGCGCCGCGACGAAACAGUGCUGUUCCGCGCUGCAGGAGACCAACCUGCGGGGCGACGCCCUCGCGACGGUCCAGAGGUCGUUGGCGGGCGAGCGCUGGCGGCUGGCGCCCGCGUCAGCGGUGGCCACCCAGGCCGGCUGCCAGGAGGUGGGCCACUGCGGCUGGCGUGGCCACUGCGGCGCCGAAGCACAUCGGCCCGGCGCGCGUGGCGGGCGCCUCCUCGUGGGCUAUAGCCCCCCGGCCGCGGGUCGAGGGCGCGCCGCCGUGGCGUGGGUCGCCAUGGGCGGGGUCGCCAGCGUCUCUUCGUGGACGGGCGAGGGCCUCGGCGGGCGCCACGAGCGCCUGCUGCGCCACGUGCCGGGCCGCCUGCACCGGACCGGGCUGCCGCGGGUGCUGGGAGGCGAUUUCCAGCAG